AUGGCGAUCAAGCACAACCAGACGAUCAUCAGCAACCAUUUCCGCAAGGAUUGGCAGCGACGGGUUCGCACCCACUUUGACCAGCCCGGCCGCAAGACACGGAGACGCACUGCUCGUCAGGCCAAGGCCGCUGCCCUCGCCCCUCGUCCCGUCGACAAGCUGCGCCCUGUCGUCCGAUGCCCUACCGUUAAGUACAACCGACGGGUUCGUGCCGGUCGAGGUUUCACCCUCACCGAGCUCAAGGAGGCCGGCAUCUCCAAGUCCCUGGCUCCCACCAUCGGCAUCUCCGUCGAUUUCCGCCGACAGAACCUGAGCGAGGAGAGCCUUGCCGCCAACGUUGCCCGCCUCAAGGCCUACAAGGAGCGCCUCAUCCUCCUGCCCCGCAAGUCCAACGCCCCCAAGAAGGGUGACACCAAGACCGACGUCGCCUCUCUCGACAAGGCCGCCUCCAUCGCCGCUGCCCUGCCCAUCGCCCACGUCUCUGCUGGCUUCACCGAGAUCAAGAAGAGCGAGAUCCCCGCCGCUAUCGAGGGUGGUGCCUACACCAAGCUUCGCAUUGCCCGAAGCAACGCCAGAUACCAGGGUGCCCGCGAGAAGCGUGCUCGGGACAAGGCCGAGGCCGAGACUGCCAAGAAAUAA
This is a messenger RNA of Trichoderma aggressivum f. europaeum, 639 nucleotides long. RefSeq lists its product as uncharacterized. NCBI's taxonomy places the organism in Eukaryota, Fungi, Ascomycota, Sordariomycetes, Hypocreales, Hypocreaceae. The transcript has 5 exons. The record is from RefSeq and is a predicted model, not a curated record. Gene Ontology annotation, cellular component: ribosome; cytosolic large ribosomal subunit. Gene Ontology annotation, molecular function: RNA binding; structural constituent of ribosome. Bases 1 to 639 code for a protein of 212 amino acids. Gene Ontology annotation, biological process: translation.